AUGCUGAUACUCGUACGUUCAACAAGGUCAUUGCGACCGCUUGCUGGGAGAAACAGUCGCCUAACCCGUUCCAGUUUCGUCAACUUCGGGCACAGUUUGAGGCUCAAUUCCACUAAAAACAAUAGCCAUGAUCAAGAUGAUGAGAAGUCCACCAGAGACAUUGCCAAACGCGACGACGACGAGGAGGCCAAAAACAACCUCCAGGAGUUCAAAUUGAAAUCAACGACGUCAAAGUCGGCCCCCGCUCCGAUGGAAUGGAACGGAAUGGAAAAACUCAUGAAGAGCGACAUGAAACCUUACAUUCCGAAACUUCAGCACCAGAGAGCGACUUUUGAAUACCCAGAUUUAUCCAACGAAGACCCCUAUCUCAAGCAAAUGAACAAGCCCAAGACCGUUUCACGCUGGUCAAGGUACUUGCCGCAUAUGUUGACGGUGGUAGUGGUGGUGUGGGGCGCGUACACCGUGAAAGUCUGGUAUUUCGACUCCAAUAAAGAAGAAGGCGAAGACAGCAACGAUUUGCUCGACCCGCUCGUGUUCCACAAGUUUAUCAUCGAGCACAAGGAGCAAAUAGACGAUGACCAUUAUUUGAUUGAGGUUGUCCCCAAGAAUAGCCGGUGGGAGUAUAGUUUCACCGCGAGCCCCGGCCAGAAAUCGCUUUGGGACGGCUCGCGUAUUUGGUCGGUGGAAAUUAAACAACCGCAAAUCAACGUGGUACGAAGUUAUACUCCGUUGCCUUUGUAUUUCAUGAAGUCAGAAUAUACCCGCUCGGGCGAGAAAAAGCCCCUUCUCAAAGUCUUCAAUCCUGAAACUGAUGACAUUGCCAAGAACGGCACCAUGUGUUUCUACAUCAAGAGAUAUGCCAAUGGUGAAGUAUCGCGAUACAUCACCGACAAAAGCGUCGGCGACGAACUAGAGCUUCGCGGGCCUGAAAUCGAGUACAAGUUCCCCUACCACCCCUUAAACAAAGUACAUCAACGGCCAAUAUUCAAGGACUUGCCAUCGAAAGUCUCACCCGAUAACGGCAUUGAUUCCUUGAUCCACGACCAAGGAUACCCCAAGUUGGACAAUAUCGAUUUCUACGCCGCGGGCACGGGGAUAGUGCCGAUCUUGCAAGUCCUCUUCUCCAAGAACCCAUACUUGGGCCACGUCAAUAUCCAUUAUUUUGCACAGAAGCAAGGCGAACUAGGAGCAAACUUGACGCGAUUCCUCUUGUUCUUGGACAAGCUAGAUCGGAUCGAUAUGCAAAUGCAUUUCGAUAACGUGAAACUGACCCAUUUCCAAGUGGAAAAUGUGCCUGUGCCAAAGACGCCCAAUUUCUAUACUCCCAAACGAGUAGAUGAACAAGCGCAGGCGUCGCAUUUAUCCGAAGCAGAUGCCUUGAAGCUCCGAAUGCAAGUCAUCGAGGAAGAAAUUCCAAAGCCGGAAACAGUCAAGAAGAUCAUCAAGUCCGCUGAGGAAAGAGGAGAGCGGUACGCUACGGCGUUGGAGCAAGCGAGCGUCACUUCAAAAGAACAAAAACAACCAGCGGCGUUGGCUAUCGUGUGUGGACCAGAGGGGUUCGUCGAGUACAUGGCGGGUCCGAAGGACCUUGUAAAUAGAGCCCAGGGCCAAGUCACGGGUGUCCUCGGCUCAAAGCGAUGGGAUAACUCCAAUGUAUAUAAGUUAUAG
This is a messenger RNA of Lodderomyces beijingensis, 1668 nucleotides long. NCBI's taxonomy places the organism in Eukaryota, Fungi, Ascomycota, Pichiomycetes, Serinales, Debaryomycetaceae. The record is from the annotation of a GenBank genome assembly.